AUGAAGGGUGGAACUGUUCAAAUCAAUUGGCAUGACACUAAGCCAGUGUUAACCCUAGAUUUUCAUCCCCUUUCUGGGAUUCUUGCCACGGGCGGUUCAGAUUUUGAUAUAAAGCUAUGGACAAUGAAUUCAGGGGAAGAGCAUAAUAAAGGUCCAGGAGCUACUUACAAGACUAGUCUUUGCUACCACACGUCAGCCGUGAAUGUGCUCCGCUUCUCUCCCUCUGGUGAGCAGCUUGCCUCAGGUGCUGACGGUGGCGAACUUGUAAUGUGGAAGCUGCACUCUACUGACGCUAGUGAAAUGUGGAAAUUCCUAAAGACUUUCACGUUCCAUCGUAAGGAUGUCUUGGAUUUGCAAUGGUCUACUGACGGGGCAUAUUUGCUUUCUGGAUCUGUGGAUAAUUCCUGCAUAAUAUGGGAUGCCAACAAAGGUUCUGUGCUUCAAAUAUUGGAAGGUCAUUAUCAUUAUGUGCAGGGUGUUACAUGGGAUCCUAUGUCUAAAUUUGUUGCUUCACUUAGCUCGGAUAGGACCUGCAGGAUUUAUGUUAGCAAACCAUCUAAGGCAAAAGGAACUGAGAGGAUUAAUUACACUUGUCAGCAUAUCAUAUCAAAGGUGGAAUCCCAGAUUGUAAAUGAACCCAAGUCAGGUAAAAGUUUUCUCUUUCAUGAUGAGACACUGCCAUCGUUUUUUCGGAGAUUAGAUUGGUCUCCGGAUGGUACAUUUUUGCUCGUACCUGCAGGUACCUACAAACAAACACCAGGCUCUGAAGCAGUAAACACUGCCUACAUUGUUUCUAGAGAAGAUCUUUCUAGGCCUGCACUGAUGCUUCCAGGUGCAAGCAGACCUAUUGUGGCUGUGCGCUUUUGCCCUUUGACUUAUAGCUUGCGGGGACAAAAUUCAUCUACCUUCUUUAAUCUUCCUUAUCGGCUUAUUUUUGCGGUGGCGACGAUGAACUCUUUGUAUAUCUAUGACACAGAAAGUGUUGAACCGAUCGCCAUUGUAGCAGGAAUUCAUUAUGCUGCAAUAACAGACAUUGCCUGGUCUUUUGAUGGAAAAUAUAUAGCACUGUCCUCCCAAGAUGGCUAUUGUACUCUCCUAGAAUUUGGAAAUGAGGAGCUAGGAUCAAUUAUACAUCCAUCAGGGUUCCCUGUUGCAAAAAAGAAAGUCAAUGACAGCACGGCUGGUGCAGACAUUGGUAUGGCAGAUGCAGCGCGUAAGGAGGAGAAGCAAGAACCAUCCAUUCAAGUUACCACUCCAGCACCAAAUAAACCUGCCAAAAGGCGUAUUACUCCGAUGUCAAUUGACUGA
Molecule: messenger RNA, 1308 nt
Organism: Oldenlandia corymbosa var. corymbosa
Lineage: Eukaryota; Viridiplantae; Streptophyta; Magnoliopsida; Gentianales; Rubiaceae
Source: the annotation of a GenBank genome assembly